Molecule: messenger RNA, 2772 nt
Organism: Vollenhovia emeryi
Lineage: Eukaryota; Metazoa; Arthropoda; Insecta; Hymenoptera; Formicidae
Gene: gt
Product: thyrotroph embryonic factor-like
Exons: 2
Coding region: 1589-2587 (332 amino acids)
Biological process (GO): regulation of transcription by RNA polymerase II
Cellular component (GO): nucleus
Molecular function (GO): RNA polymerase II cis-regulatory region sequence-specific DNA binding; DNA-binding transcription factor activity, RNA polymerase II-specific
Source: RefSeq, a predicted model, not a curated record
AUUGAGCGCGGGGGUGCUUUUAUAAGAAUGACAAGGCACCCCAACUAGAACCCAGAAUGGACGACUAAAUUUGGCGUGAUCGCAAGACACCGUCAUAAUGAGACAUCGGCCGGUCGUCCCUUCGCGCUCGGCGAUGUACAUUUUUCAGUUUAUUUAUAUGUCCAUCAAUCCCCUUUUUUUAACAUUAAUGAGAAUCGCGGGUAAAAGCUCAACGGUGGGUGUGUUUGAAAAACAGAUCCAUAGCUUUGUAAUACGAAAUUGCGACUGGUUUUUGCAAGGGGAGAUGCACCCUCAAUUUGAAACUUUUACUAACUUUAGUUCGGUUCUGUUUACUUAUUGGCAGUAGUUUUAACUGCGACAAUGUUAUUUUAUGUCCAAUUUAUAUUUUCUUGGGAUUCACUACUCGUUUCUCACUGCGUGAAAUAGUCUGAAACGUUGAACUCUCGUUUAUAAGUGUAACAUAUGUACCAAAUGUUACGUAAUGAUUUAUGAUCCAUGAAUGAUUGACACGAAAAGUAGAUCCUAUGAAAAAUGGACCUGAGAUUGCAAAACCAGCGAUUUUCAAUGCGAGGAACCCCUUUAACAGCUUUAUUUUUGUUAGUGUUCCCUUGAGAAAUAUAAUAGAAAUACAGCAAAGUCGGCAAAGGCCUUUCUACAGAAAAGGUUUUGUGAAUUUCGCAUGCAAGCUCAAAGUCAAUCAUUCAUAAAUCAUGUUGAGCAGUCAAGAAAAGAAUGAAGGUUUUCUUUGGUCUAGAGAGACAAUUAUAUUCCAGAACUUCUAGUAAUCGAUUUGUUUAAUCACUGAAGUCAUUUGCAAUAUUAUUUAUAAGCGCAUUAUUCUUCUAUAUUUCUAUAAUAUUAUUUUAAACAAGUUUACAUAAGCAUGUAAUGAACAGCAGAAGCACGAGAAAAUGGCGUGUAUUAAAUUGAAUAUCGAAUUACGUAUUAAAAUCGAAUAUCGUCAUAUUCGAUUUUGUUAUUAAUCGAUUGUAUAUUGUAUCAUAUACUCGCAAUAAUGUAUAAAAAGAAAACGAUGUACACUUAUCUGACUCUAGCAGAGACAGGAUAGAAUAAUAUCCGUCUCUCGGCGUACAAAUCUUUAGAUUUUGCAAAAUAAAAAUGUUACUGAUAAGAAAAUUCUGGGUAAUAAGGCAAUUAAUACAUCGUAACAAGAAACUUUACGUGAACGACAGCGUCACCGUGUGCUAUUUCAAAUAUGUUGGAAACUGCUUAUGGUCGUUAUUCGACUAAGCACGUGCCAUUGCGACGUUUCUAACAGGUUGUCGAGUUUCCCCACUACUGUGCCCAAGACGAACGUUUGGGGCCUCAAGGGUGGACUAUAUAAAGCUUCUUUAACCCCGAACGAGAUCAGUUGGGGGAUAGACUUUUGCACAGCAGAUAUUUCGUGUUCGGCACAAUAUUCAGUCUCCAUCUUUCAUCUUCGUAACGAACACGCACUAAAAUACUCGUAUACGGUAAUUAAAUAUAAUGAGAGAAUAAUAAGAAAACGAGAACGCGCAUAUAUUGUCAUCGAUAGUGUUGUGCUACUAGUCGUAACCUUGGAUUAAACUGGAAUUAUUAGUUACAAAUGACGAUGGAGAACAGUACGAACCAGUGCAAGCCAGAUAAAGGACAGCUUCAAUACUCUGAAGAAAAGGAUGGCUUAGAUUUAAGUACAUUUGCUUUGGACCUAUCGCUCAAGAAGGAUGUGCCACCUGUAUCACCUAAAAUGUUUAUGAUGGCCCUAUCGCCAACUCUGCCUGCGAGUGCAAACAAGCGCGGGCUAUACGAAGAAAUAAAUCUGCCAGUGACAGAUGGACAAACUAUCUUCGCGGGCAGUAGUGCCAUGUUAUCGCCAUAUUCCGAGUCAAAUUCGCCAAAGAGAAUGAAGACUGAAUCUGAGGGCUACCACGAAAACAGUAGCCAGCUGAGAUACAACGCUACGUUAACAAAUCCGCACGGCGUUAUCCCGGGCAUAGAAAUGGGCGCGAUACCUCAGCAGCCUCCGUCACCGCUACCUGGGCUUCCGAACGGAGCCGCGAGACCCUUGACAGAGUUACUGGCGAUGUCUGUACCGCAUACAGAAACAGCGCAAUCCCUCCCAAUAUACAAUGACGCCGAAAGAAAUAGUCUGCUGGCGGUGCCAGAGUUCUCGACAUCUACGGACGAUGGACUGAUGACAUCGCUGAACCCACUGAAGAAAACGCCGAGACCCUUCAAGGCCUAUCCGAAGAACUUUCCUCCCCCAAGUGAUGACUCGUACACGAACUACAUAAAGUUCCGCGAGAGGGUAAUCGAGCUGAAACGGAUGCACGAGAACACGUCGAAUCCUAGAAUGCGCCGAGUGGUCAAGAGUCCUGGAUUGCCUACUAGUACCGUCGAAGAAAAAGACCCUGCAUACCUGGAACGGAGGAGAAAAAAUAAUGAAGCGGCGAAGCGUUCCAGGGAGGCGCGAAGAGUUAAGGAGGAUGAACUCGCGAUCCGAGCGACCUACCUCGAACGCGAGAACGCGCAGCUGAAGGAGAACUUCAAGAAGCUCCAGUUUAUGUACCAUAAAUUGUACAUGCAAUUCUGUCACGCCCAUUAGUAUCGCAUUAAGAUAAUUUGGGCUUGUAAUUUUAGUUGUGAAUUAUUACAGUUAAUGAUAUACAUAUAAUGAUGAUUUAUCCUGAUAGUUUCAGAUUGCAAAGAAGCGUUUAAAAGUUUCGUAUAGUAUAUAUCAUGCAUAUAUGUUUUUGUAUAUUUAUAUAAUAUUUAGUAUAUCAUAUAGCU